Lecanosticta acicola is the source of this 1724-nucleotide messenger RNA. The record is from the annotation of a GenBank genome assembly. Lineage: Eukaryota; Fungi; Ascomycota; Dothideomycetes; Mycosphaerellales; Mycosphaerellaceae.
AUGUUCUGCGCACCUCUGGACUACGACAGUCUGCCUCGACGACGAUCAACAUGGGAAGCGAGCAAGACGCAUCAAGAGUUGGCUGCGGAGGAAUUCGCUCGACGGGAAAGUGUCACCUCUGCUGCUUCUCGCUCUUCGUCCGCUGCGAGCAAGACGGUCGGCAAGGACAGUAGGCGCAACAGCAACUUCUUCCGUUGGUUCCAUCACGGCGAUAAGAAGCGUGCAGCCAGCCCGGCUAGCAGAUCAUCGGUAAGGAUUCCAUGUCCCACGGCCACGUUCUGCAUUUCUGUUUCUGACUUGGACCGAAGGAGGCCGCUGCCGACAGGCUGGCGACAGAUCAGCGAUCCUGAACGACGAGCGGAGAAGGACCAGGUACUUCGCACUACACGGCGUGUAGGGCAUCACGCUUGCGGAUCAUGCGAGUCGUCAUCCGAGCCGGUUGUUGUUAUCAUGAAGAGGGACCGACGACUCGAGCGAAGUACUUGGGACAGACGUUGAUUCAGGUAUCGGACGGUGAGUUUCCGUUACACAAAUGACGCUGUUUCAAAGCUGAGAACGCUUCCAGAACUAAAAGACGGCUUCCGAAUAAUGACGACAGCACACAGCGAGUGACAGGCAGGAAUGCGAACUGGAACGCAACAGUACAGACAUGUUUUAUGCUGGGGAUCCUCGACUGGGCAUGUAGCAGAGCCGUGCCGCUGACGUGGUGGAGGGCAACGACAAACCCGAACCCCGGCUAUUGUUGUUGUUGCUGUUGUUGUUGUUGUUGUUGUUGAUGUUGUCACGCAGCACAUCAUCAUCGACUGUCACGCUUGAUCUAGACCCGUAAUGAGUAAUGUGUAUAUAUAUAUCCUCGGUAUUCGCACGUCUUACUUAGGUUCCUUCGCGCAUUUGCAGACGUCGACGAAUCUUCGAUCUACAACAUCGGACCCCACGCUGGAGGUAUCGCAGGACCGCGUCGUCACAGAUAAGAAAACACGCGCUGCCUUGCACUUCAUCCCUCGUCAAACGCGAUUGGCGGGACGAGUGUCCUUGUGACUGAGUGCCAUAUUCGUAUUCGUCGAAGGAAAAAGAGAAGACAACAGCGCCUCCCUACUUUGCAGUCAACUUCGUCACCAAAGACCCGGAUGUCUUCCACGACGACCAUGAUCCCCACCAGCGCCCUGAACCCUCUAGGGCAGGUCUUCGAACGCCAGUUCAUUCGCGCCUGGGAGCUCUUUCAAGAAGAACGAUUCGAAGAAGCCAACGCCAUCAGCGUGCGACUCGUCAAAGAGCCGCUCAUUGGUGAUCUGCAUAAGGCUGGUUGCCAUUUGAUCUUAGCCCAUUCGCCCGAUAACUAUGUGUGAGUAGCUGGUCCAUCUAACGUCGUUGUGGCGGUGGGUGCUAAUGACCUUUGUCGCAGCUGGCACGCAGAACAGGCCGUCGUUCUGUUUCGAAGAUUGUAUCCGGAUCCGAAGAACCCACCCGAUGCAGAGCAGAGACAUAGUCAGGAGGAACUUGUGAGGAUGGCCGAGGGUGUUUUGGAGCAGGCGAGGGCGGAUGCGAAGGCGUAUGUCUCCCAUCGUGCUAGAGAGAGAGAGAGAGCUUGCGAUGCUGAUUGAAUACGUUCAAGGUACUCCCCAACUUCGAAGGCCAUCUCACCACACAACGAUGUGCCCUUAGAGGCAAAGAGAAUGACUACGCAGAAAUUGCGGUCCAUCCUGAGUUCAAGGAAGACUGGAUGA